UGCUUGAUGAAUGGAAAAUGAUUUAACAAACCAAAUUCUGGCGAUAUGUUUUUUUUUCUGCUCAUCAAUGAAUUUAUCCAAUUCAAUUAGAGCAAACAUCAUUCAGCUGAUUAGUAUUUACAUGUUCAGUUUAAUGGUAAUUUACUUCUUCCGUUGUUAAUUAGUGAUAAGAUUUUAACUUAUUUCAAGGACCAGUUAAUUGUUGACUACCGUCUUUUAAUUACCUUAACCCACUAUUUGAAUUGGUAAAAUAAAGGAAACGAAGAUGAUAAAGAGUCAAAUGAGCAAUCAGUUAACAAGGAUGAUGGAUAAAAAAUGGUUAAAUAAACAAUAACGAUCUUAAGUCUUAAUUGGUGAAAAUUUGAACUGUCAAAAUGUUUCUCUUACGCUUCAAUCAACAAAUCGAUUGGUACCUUGAUAAAACAACAAAACUACAACACAACAACCCGAUUUAGUUAAUUUGAUAAAAGAAACAAUUGAAAUGGAAGAUGAAUCGAUUCAACAGUCAAGAUGAUUAAAGAGCGAAAGUUUAAUUGUUAUGAACACACUUGAUAAUGGCCAUGGAUUGUUGUGGAAUUGAAACAAUAUUAAUAUAACCAUUAACACCCUAACGGGUUAAUUAUUAUUUAUCAUAUAUUAGAAUUGGUUAAUCGUGGAAAUGUUGAUCGUAUAUAAGAUGGUUUUCAUUUUAUCAUAUCGAUUUCACUUUCAUCCUGAUCAUCGUACAAGUUUGAUCGAUCUUCGAAUUUCGAUCGCAAUUAAAGUGUACAAAGGAAACAUCAUGAUGUUUCCCUCGAUUAAGUUAAUUAAUUUAACCUUAUUGGUGAUUGGUUUCAUCUCGAUUUUUCAAAUAUCUCCAAUCUCUGUGGAGAAAAGGAUAAAGGACAAUCAAUCAUAAUGGACGGUGGAAAUUUAAUCAUGAAAGAUCACGACAAGAAGAAAAAAGGUGAUACAAUUGUGAUUAAAAGUUCCAGUGGAAGUGGUUGUGGUUGUGCCAAAAAAAUGAUUCCUGUGCCUUAUCCAAUUGUGAUUCCUAAAAAAGAGGUUAAAUAUGUUCAUGUUCCUGUUCAUGUUCCCGUUCCCGUUCAUGUCCCUGUUCCUGUUCACCAUCAUGGCGGUUGGUUUGGCGGUGGUGGACAUGAAAUGAUGUCCGGUGGAUUUGCCCGAUCAGAUGAUGAGGUGAUCAAUGAACCAAUGGAAAGACCAGUGAUUGGAAUUGGCGAGAAAGUCUCAUCAGCUGAUUAUGAUCUUCCAAACGAGGGCGAACCUCGAUUGAUAGAUUCUCCUAGGCCACCGAUGAUCCCUGAAGAAUUGGGAAUCCUCAUGUGAUUUGUUAAUCGUCAUUCUAUCAUUUA
Messenger RNA from Panonychus citri (citrus red mite), 1355 nucleotides. RefSeq lists its product as uncharacterized. The transcript has 4 exons. NCBI's taxonomy places the organism in Eukaryota, Metazoa, Arthropoda, Arachnida, Trombidiformes, Tetranychidae. The record is from RefSeq and is a predicted model, not a curated record. The coding region runs from base 898 to 1329 and encodes 143 amino acids.